AUGGGGAAGAUUGUAUUUUUCGAGGAUAAGAAUUACCAAGGCCGAAGCUAUGAGUGCAGCACUGACUGUCCUGAUCUGCGCUCUUUCUUCAACCGCUGCAACUCUAUUAAGGUAGAGAGUGGCUGCUGGGUCCUGUAUGAACGUCCCAACUACACCGGCAACCAGUACAUCCUGAGCUCAGGGAAAUACCCUGAUCACCAACAGUGGAUGGGAUUCAAUGAUAGCAUCAAGUCAUGUCGCUCUAUCAAAAAUGUGUAUGGAAAGUCCUGGAAGAUCAGAUUCUACGACAAACAGGAUUUUGGAGGUCAAGGAGCAGAGUGUGUUGAAGAUUGCCCAUCAGUUUACGAGGCCCUUAAGUUCCGGGAAUUUCACUCUUGUGUGGUGAUGGAUGGUGCGUGGGUCCUAUAUGAGCAGUCCAACUAUCAUGGACACCAGUACUUCCUGGAACGUGGCGAAUAUCACAACUACACAGACUGGGGCGCCGCCUCCCCUGCUGUGGGAUCCUUCCGCAUGAUCACAGAGUUCUAGAGCAGAAGUGGCCACAGAGGUUUCUGAAACCCAUAAUUGAGUUAUUUUUAACGAAAAGACCGCCAAAGUUCAGGAAUUUUUAAAAAAUCAAGCUCCUGAUCUAGGACAUGAGUUCCAAAGCUGUAACAAAACCAAAAUUCAAAAUUCUUUCAAAAGUUCAGAGUUCCAGAUUUCUUUAAGCUCCAAGGUGUUCAGAGUUCCAGAAGGCUAAGAUCUGAGAACCUUUCAACCUCCCAUCUGCUUUUUCCAUUUGGACAGCUAUCCUUCUCCCUAGAACCCUGUACUGCACUCAAAGAAAUAAAAUUCUUUCUGAGCCAUAA
Scatophagus argus is the source of this 848-nucleotide messenger RNA. RefSeq names its product gamma-crystallin M2-like. Lineage: Eukaryota; Metazoa; Chordata; Actinopteri; Scatophagidae. The record is from RefSeq and is a predicted model, not a curated record. Gene Ontology annotation, molecular function: structural constituent of eye lens. Gene Ontology annotation, biological process: lens development in camera-type eye; visual perception. The coding region runs from base 1 to 528 and encodes 175 amino acids. The transcript has 3 exons.